This is a messenger RNA of Marchantia polymorpha subsp. ruderalis, 5318 nucleotides long. Lineage: Eukaryota; Viridiplantae; Streptophyta; Marchantiopsida; Marchantiales; Marchantiaceae. The record is from the annotation of a GenBank genome assembly.
GCUUAUCCAACUCCUUCACACUGUCUGGUUGAAAACAUAGAAAUCCACAGAAGAUGAGAUGUAUCUGUAUAUUUCCUGGCUGUUUACAAGAAUCACUCUCGAACACAAACUUUAACACCCUCUUACAGCAUAUACACAAGCCACUGAAGGCCCGGGUAACCCUACCACACCUUUACGAUGAUCCAUUUCUGGUCUCAACGAAACCGUAAUUUGGAUCUUCAUGUGUCUCCUCCCACACUCAUAAUGGCAUGCAGAAUGCAUGUAGACAGAACAAUAAAGUCCUUAUCGCAGCCAGAAUUAGAACUUUUGUAAUCCGAAGAAUUCGUGCCGGAGUGAGUCUCGUCAGUCAUAGUUUGGAGAUCAGAUUACGGCAAGCGUUUCAGAGCUCAUGUCAGGCAAUCUACAUCAACUCGUCAGAAUAAGGUGGACAGAUUAUAAGAAAACAAUUCCUUUUUCCCCUUUUUCGUCUUCGCUUUUCCAAGCCCUACCGCGUGCCAGCACUUGGAAUUCCGACUGUGCCCAUGAAGCCGUGCAGCCCUUCCUCCCUCAUGCACACAAGCAGUGUGUACGAUAUGAUUAGUGUUGUACUGUUUCUCGCUAGUGACUUCCGAUUGGUGUUAAGUAGGAAGGAAGGAUGUGAAGGAUGCCAAUUUGUACAGCAGGCAAUGACGACACUGUUGUGAUUUCAAGGAGCAAAUUGAAGUCUGCAGGUUGUAACUCGGGAGAGAUGAUUGCAUGAGGUACAUGUACGUAUGUCCCACUUGCAGCAGGAACGAGAUCAUGUUUAUUGUGCACAGAGAACCGCUGCCCGAUAAUGAACGAGCAAGCGUCAUGCCAAAGUUUCGAAACCUGGAGUAGUUUGGUCUGUAUGUCUAGCGCUAGCGACAUUAUUGUCCUGGGAGUCGGUGUGAUGCUCGUCAUUAUGAGUCCCGAAGCCCUUGACUUCCGAGUCAAGGCUCAUACGAACUCUGAUUACUGUGUUCGCUCACCUGCUCGACUGCUCUGGUGCGUUUGGUCAAUGACUGACCGAUCAUCGAGCCAAUGCCGCUAUCUUCGUGAGGAAUGAAGCCUUAUCGAUCCACCGGAACUCUUCUGCUCUUCUGACCUCCUGCUAACGCGCUCGAAGGUACUCGGACCGUGCAGAAUAGGCUCCGCUUGCCAGUCGUGCAGUCGGAGGCUUCGAUUGUGUCAUGGAUCUUAGCAGCUUCCUUCAGCUGUCUCUUCAAUCCGGAUCUGGAAAUUCUCUCGAACAAUUUCAAUGAAACUGUAGCGGUAUAUCGAAUUUCGCUGCCCAUCCCUGUUUGAGGCAUGGUGGAACCUCUACAUUUGGAGCUCGCUGAAUUCUCCUCUCCAGUAAGCAAAAGGAGUCGAGCAGAUGAAAUUGUUCCCUAUUGACUUAUGCUUGACGGCGAAGGUGCGAAACAGAGAAUAUCUUCAAUGGUAGUUGACCAGGUCUCGGACUUCCCAGUUGUUGCCCAUGUUUACUUUCAUAGGUCGUCAAACACCUGGCCAGAGUGCUGGAUUAGUUUGAAGUGAAGGCUCUUCUGUUCGAAGACCAAUCACUCAUGGCGAAGUCCUCUUCUCCAGCAACUCAGGUUGCAUCUCCGAUAAAGAACAAGCAUGCGGUCGCGAAGCGCUUGCCCACGAAAGAAGAAGCCCCAGGCCUGGCUGAUGCAAUCGACAGAUCCAUCACAUUCUACCGCCGCUACGACCAGACGAGACCUGCUGGAAAUCUGGGCAAUGUAGCUGCCUGCGAAACUGUGAGAUCCAUUGUGAACGACUUGAUGCUCGCAGCAGGGGAAGCUGGAAUAUACGGUUUGGUAUUCAAGAUCAUCAGGUUGAUGAAGCAACGAGCUGACAGUGUAAAGGAGCUGGAUGAGAGAGCUGAGCUCGUGCAGAAGUACGCUGACCAAAUCUGGAACAUCUUCGAAAGAAAGAGACGGAGAUUUGCCUGUAGCACUGAUAGCCUGGACGAGCAGAAGAGCCUCCUAACGCUUUGGGAGGAGGAGGUCGUUCUGCUGCUUGCAGAGUGCACACAAAUACUUGAGGGCGUCAGUGCUGAUGCUGCAGACCAGCAACUGUCUGGUUGCAUAUUCUGGACAGGAAGAUUUGCGGGACCACUAAGGAGUUGCAUGAAACCACCAGCCAACUUGCAAGGUCUCGACAACUGUAUAAGCAAGCUAGAGAAGUUCGUAAAGGACCUGAUGAAUGAAGACCGAGCUCGGGCUAACAUUCUCCCAGACUUAGUAGAGAAGGCCGCCGUGGGGAGUGAGUUUCAUCGAGCGAUCAAUGAGCUGAAGCUUUUUGUGAAAGGAAACCCUGUCGCAGAUGCUCGGCCGCAUAUCUCCGUUGUACAAAUACUCGGACCACCAGGGGCCGGGAAGAGCCGACUGGCCAGAGAAUUACUUCAUACAUUAUACUCGGAGUACAACGAAGAGGCUGCAAACAAUGAAUUCGACGAGAGUGGCUUCAGGAUCGAGCUUCUACAAAUCGACUGUAGCAGUACUGCAGGUUCUUGUCGGGAAACAGCAUUACUGUGCCAGCGGCAGCUCAUUGAAAAGAUGGCUGAUGAUCGGUGUACUGAAGGACUGACAUCCACAGAUGUGGGAAAAACAAAGAUACGGAAGGCUUUAAAAGACUGGAAGGAGUCCAGUACUCGUCAGGCACGGAAAUUGUUGAUAUCCUUUGACAACCUUCCAUCGCAGACAUCACUGCUCUCGGAAACGCUUCCUGAUGACUUCUCCAAACUCCUGCCAUCGGACAGCUGCGUCUUAGUUUCCAUGAGAAGCGAGGACAUCAGCUGUACUGUAAGUAGGGCGGAUGAUCAGAUCAAACACAUAUUUCCCAGCUCCCGAUGCAGGCUCAAGGAAUUCACGUUGCAUGGUUUGCAGUACGUGGAUGCCAGGACUCUCCUGGAGGAGUAUACCCAAGGUCCUCCUGACGCGGAUGAAACGACCAGGAAUGAUGCGGUUCACGACCUCGUUGAACGAUGCGAGGGCAAUCCGAGACUGUUGGUCACUUUUGGGAAGUUCUUCCAGACACAGCCCAGGACUCUGUCAUUUUGGACCGAGACCUUGAAGAAGCUGGAGGUCAUGCACUCGAGUGCUUUCAGCCAGAAAAUGCUGAACGGGAUGUGGAAGGAGCACACAUCCAAAUCCAAAAAUGAUUCAGCAGCGGAUGAGAUCGGGAUGUAUGCUCGAUUUGCACAGAAGAUGGAACUCCUGUACAAGAUGAAGCUGGGAGAAUGUCAAGACGCCUUCACCGACAUCUCGAAUAUAUUCGACGGCUGGAGUUGGCAUAUUGUAGAGUCCAUUCUUGGAAAAGACAUUUUGAGGAAACUGAAAGACAAGAAGUUCGUCUCUUCCGGGCACGUGCUUCCAAUCAGAGAUUCGAUCUUGAGUAGUCCCCAUCAAGCCUGUACCUGGACCGAUGUGGCCAUCCUUAUGAACAAGUGUGAUCGCAGGUCAUCCAAACAUUCGAGGAUUGUUCAAGCUGACCCUGAACUCCGGGACAAUGCACGCAUUAUCAACGGCUUUAAGCUUCUGCAUCUACACGCCGUGAAUUCUCCGAUGCCUAAACAACUUCUCGAGCUCUCGAAGGGGAAAUCCAGAAACCUGCGAAGCUUGGGGCUGGUAGAUUGUGAAGGAAAAUUCCAGAUGCGAUGGCUCGAUAGUAUCAAGGGCCUUCAUGACCUCAUCUUGCACAACAUUCAACACACGGAGGGCAUCGUUACAGAAGCCCAGAAGGAUCUUGAUUAUCUUUACUGGGGAUCGAUGAGCAAGAACAGAUUUCCAUUUACCCCUGGAAACCUACCGAAUCUGCAGACCCUGGUGUUGACGGACGUCGACUUGGGUACAACAAAGUUCCAGAUACCUUUCCAGCUGCAGAACCUUAGUUUGAUACGCUGCCAGCAUGUGGACUCCAUAGCUCUUUCCAUAUUCGAAUCAGAAAUUCUCAAAUCCGUUCACCUGGAAGAAUGUCCGGGAAUCUGUAAAUUUAAUAUACCUGAGCAGCGCAAGGGCUUCGUCCCUUUCGAUCUCUCCAUUCAGAAUUGUGCAGAUUUUGAUCAUAUACCCAAGCUCAUCAGCAAACUUCAGCGCUUGAACAACUUGGAGAUUAUCUCUUGUCGAAACCUCCAAUGCCAAGAGCUGGACUGUACUCCGCUGCCCAAUCCAAAGCGAGUCGCGAAGCUUAACUCCAUGCCAGCCUUGAAAUCUGUAACCUUAGAGGACUGUCCGAAUCUAACUUGCUUGCCAGCAGAGUUAGCUCCUUACUGUAAAAGCCUGACAGCGUUGGAAAUCAGAUCGUGCAAACUCAAGGAGCUACCUCCGGAGAUUGGCAUGUUCGAGGUACUCAAGGAGCUGAGCGUGACCAGCUGCACAUCCCUCAAAUCACUUCCCAGGGAGCUAGGAGAUUUACAGCAACUGCAGACGCUCUCCCUGGUGGAAUGUAGAGGACUUCGAUCCCUGCCGGCCGAGAUUGGAAAGUUGCAGUCUUUGAAAGAGCUGAAGCUGGACUACUGCUCGGGCCUGAAAGCUCUCGCGGUGGAAAUACAGGAUCUGCAGCUCCUGACGACUCUAUCGAUGUCAUUCUGUGUGGUGCAAGACCGGGACAAGUCUACCAACCCACCGACUGAGGGCUCGCCCCUUCCUGAUCUUGGAAAGCUCAAGCACCUGAAGUAUGUCAACCUGAUGGGUUUCGAGCCCGCUAGUAUCCUUCAAUCACUGGUCAGAAGCACCGACUCGACACGUCGCUCCUCAGUAGAGCAAAUCACAGUAAUCAAGGAUUUGCCAAAGCGAGAGCAUGUCUUUGAUCUCCCCUUCUGCUCCAAGCCAUCGGCUAGACUGGGUAACGAGGAUAGUAGAUCUUUCAAGUCCGCCAAUAACUGACAAUCUCGUCCUACGCUCUGCGCUCCUGCCAGCUGAGCCACUGAAACAGGUGCUUGAGAUGUUCUGGAACCUCAACAGAAUCCCGACGGCAGACAAAGCAGAGAAGGAUGAGAGAUUUAUUCUACCGAACAGUACAUUCCCUCAUUUCUGUCGGCACCAUCUUGCCUACCUCGUGGGCGUAGAUUGUAGAAGUCAACGUGAAAGCAGAAACUUGGUCGAUCCAAAUCUCCCGAAACUCAUGUGCAGAGGAACUGACCAGAAGCCUUUGAAUCAGUAGAAGCUUGCAGAAAACAUAGUGGACAUGAUGUCAUGCGUUUGUAUAGCAGUUGCAAAUAGAUUGCCACUAUGCAGGAAUUGUAUUUUGUAUACAUCUAUAGGCCCGACGAUUUCAUUUAGAAAUAUAACACAGUUUCAGGUAGCCAACAAUUG